CUCGGACUUGCGAGCUUUGGAGGGUUCUUACUUCUUACUUUUUACUACGCAGUUGCCCGGUUUUGGUGAGAUUUCCGGUUUUCCGGCGAAGGUAAGCGUGUGCGGCGUGCCGUUUCAAUGGCUGACGCUGAAGCAAAGGAGCGCAGGAUCCUGGUGGCGGUGGACGAAGGGGAGGAGAGCAUGUACGCGCUAUCCUGGUGUCUGAAGAACUUAAUAUGCGAAAGUUCCAAAGAUACCCUUAUCCUGCUCUAUGUAAAACCUCCCCGUGUCGUCUACACUGCUUUAGACGGAACAGGUAGGAGGGGGUACUCGGAAGGGUAUAUGUUUUCCUCGGAUAUUAUUACGACCAUGGAGAAAUACAGUAACGACGUUGCCGGUUGUGUCAUAGAGAAGGCCAAGACGCUGUGCAGAGAUCUUCAAAAUGUUAAAGUGGAGACAAAGGUGGAGCAUGGAGAUCCAAGGGAUGUGAUAUGCGAGAUGACUGGGAAGCUCGGUGCCGAUAUGCUGGUCAUGGGAAGCCAUGGCUACGGUCUGAUUAAAAGGGCAUUUCUUGGGAGUGUCAGUAAUCACUGCGCGCAGAAUGCGAGUUGUCCUGUUUUGAUUGUAAAAAGGCCCAAAUCAACGGCUGGAAGCAAUUGAUCAGACGGUUCACCUUUGUUUUCCUCUUGGGUGGUCUUUUUUUGUCUUUUUUCCUUUUUUUUUUCUUUAUCUCCUAGAAAAAUGUAAGUAAAAUUCGUGUUUAUUGGUAUGGUGUAUUUAAGAUGUAUAUGAUUGCUGUAGUUGAAGAUAACUGGACCACAUACAGAUAAUUCCAAAAAGUAACCAUUAGCUUAGCUGAGAGUCUGAGACUUGAGGGUUGCGUGUUUCUAAAAAAUUGUAGGACGCAAGAAGGGUUUGAGUUAUAUGGGACAAUUUUACGUCCCAAGUCCUAUUCA
Messenger RNA from Nelumbo nucifera (sacred lotus), 935 nucleotides. RefSeq names its product universal stress protein A-like protein. Lineage: Eukaryota; Viridiplantae; Streptophyta; Magnoliopsida; Proteales; Nelumbonaceae. The record is from RefSeq and is a predicted model, not a curated record.